CAAAAGAGGCGCAGGGGCAGCGCCUGUUGGUGUCGUCCUCACCGUCACGGCGGGCGCCUCUUCCUGGAUUCAUUCAUUCGUUUUUCUAUUCACGAAGGUAGUAAGGCCUAGUUGAAAGCCAUGGAGAGCGCUUUUCCUGCCGCCGGCUUCUUGUACUGGGUAGGCGCAGGCACCGUGGCCUACGUGGCCCUGCGCAUCUCGUACUUGCUCUUCACGGCCCUUCGGGUCUGGGGUUUGAGUCACGAGGCAGGGGUCGGACCCAGGCUCGGAGAAUGGGCAGUUGUCACAGGUGGUACUGAUGGAAUUGGAAAAUCAUAUGCAGAAGAGUUAGCGAAACAUGGAAUGAAGGUUGUCCUUAUCAGCAGAUCACAGGAUAAACUGAAUCAAGUUUCCAGUGAAAUAAGAGAAAAAUUCAAAGUGGAAACAAGGACCAUUGCUGUUGACUUUGCAUCAGAAGAUAUUUAUGAUAAAAUUAAAACAAGCUUGGCAGGUCUUAAAAUUGGUGUUUUAGUGAACAAUGUGGGAAUCUCAUAUGAGUAUCCUGAAUACUUUUUGGACGUUCCUGACUUGGACAACACCAUCAAGAAACUGAUAAAUAUUAAUGUUCUUUCUGUUUGUAAGAUGACACGAUUGGUGCUGCCUGGUAUGGUGGAAAGAUCUAAAGGGGCAAUUCUGAACAUUUCCUCUGCCAGUGGCAUAGCCCCAGUUCCACUGUUGGCCAUCUACUCUGCAACCAAGGCUUUUGCGGAUUUCUUCUCUCAGUGCCUCCAUGAGGAAUAUAAGAGCAAGGGCAUCUUUGUGCAGAGUGUCCGGCCGUACUACGUAGCUACAAAGCUGUCGAAAAUCCGAAAGCCAACCCUGGAUAAGCCGUCUGCAGAGACGUAUGUGAAGUCUGCAAUGAGAACGGUGGGCUUGCAGUCCCGAACCACCGGAUACCCGGUCCAUUUUCUUAUGGACUCAAUACUUUCAGUUAUGCCUACCUGGCUGUAUUUCAAAAUGACCAUGAAUUUGGGCAAGUCCACGCGGGCUCGCUAUAUGAAGAAAGCCAAGAAGAACUAAGCAUUGGUAACUGUACUGAGUAGCUUGGCCAGGCGUGCCAGCUUACGCGUGUUUACGGCAAGGCACCCACCCCUCUCCAAAGUCUGCGGUUGUCAUUUUAUCAAUUACUAAUAAGGCUAAAUGUUGUCAUAAUUGGGACGAAAGCAAAGUUGCCUUCAGGAGUUCUGGCCAUAUAUUUUGAAUACUGCCAGGAGUUAUUUUGAAGUUUAAUAUAAAUGUUCCUAUCAAAUGGACAUAGAACUAAUGCUAGCAAGAACAGUGUAAUGGGAAGGAACAUGAUUUUGGCAAAUCACAGAAUGAUUGAAUCAGACAUAAUGCUUCAGUGGUUUCAUUUGGCCCAAAAUGCCAAUGAUGAUGGUUCUUGUAUUUUCUCUGAGUUAUACUUUAAAAAGUAAUGGCCAGCUACUCUUUUUGUUUGUUAUUAACACUUCGAGGGAGUGGAGAUUAAUUGAUUCACUUAUGGGAGGACACACUGUAAUAUGCAUCGCUAUGAGGUUUUCUGAAAGUAUGUCCCAAUUUGUACAUUUAUGUGGAACUUUUUGUUCUCAAAAGGUAGCUAAUGACAUAAAAAUAAUACACGAAAUAUGGAGUUCCUUUUGACACAUGAAGCCCACUAAUAUAUGCUUUCCUCUAACACAUAUUUCUUCUCAGUUUAAAUGCAUGUAAAUACUGAAAGCUAUAUGGUAUGAUUUAUAAAGGAAAAUGGACCAAAAAAUACAUUGAGAUGAGCAGCCACCUACAGUGCCACUAAAUCCCUGACCCAGGAGAAUGGCCUGCUUGGACCCCAGCCUCCUUUGUUUCUGCACUGCAUCAAUCCUGUUCACAUAUGUGACCGCAGGCUUUUCCCAAAACAGUAAUGAUAAUGGAGAAGUGAUAAAUCGAUACCCUGUAGAUAGCAAUCUGACUAGCUUUAAUAAAAGUUGAUUUAACCACA
This is a messenger RNA of Neomonachus schauinslandi (Hawaiian monk seal), 1993 nucleotides long. It is a transcript of the gene HSD17B12, whose product is annotated as hydroxysteroid 17-beta dehydrogenase 12. Bases 121 to 1059 code for a protein of 312 amino acids. NCBI's taxonomy places the organism in Eukaryota, Metazoa, Chordata, Mammalia, Carnivora, Phocidae. The record is from RefSeq and is a predicted model, not a curated record. Gene Ontology annotation, molecular function: oxidoreductase activity. The transcript is spliced from 11 exons. Gene Ontology annotation, cellular component: endoplasmic reticulum.